Zerene cesonia (dogface butterfly) is the source of this 2089-nucleotide messenger RNA. RefSeq names its product liver carboxylesterase 1F (gene CCE-un1). The transcript has 12 exons. The record is from RefSeq and is a predicted model, not a curated record. Bases 40 to 2049 code for a protein of 669 amino acids. Lineage: Eukaryota; Metazoa; Arthropoda; Insecta; Lepidoptera; Pieridae.
UGUGGGCGAGUUCCGCAAUCGGAGGAUAAAGCUGUAGUGAUGGCUUGGCUGCUGAGCGUGCUGGUAUGUGCGUUGUCUGCGCCUGCGCAGGCGGUGGUUGGCGGCAACCCCGCCGCGCCACCUGAGCCUGAUGCUGCAGUGGUUUUCACACAGAAGCAUGGAUUCAGCGCAAGGAUUGAGGGAAAUAAGGACGACCGGCUCGGUUAUUACACAUUUAGCGGCAUAAGAUAUGCAGAACCUCCAGUUGGCCCUAGACGAUUCCAACGUCCCGUAAGAAGAUACCUAGCUGGUGAGAUCAAUGCUACGAGCAAUUGCCAGCCGUGUCCACAGAUGGACCCACGGGGAUCAGGGAGGAUAGUUGGGCACGAGGAUUGUUUAUGUCUUAACGUUUUUGCGCCUAAGAUGCCUGGGGAGGAACAAGGUUGUCCGGUGAUAUUUUUCGUCCAUGGCGGCAACUAUAGAUCAGGAUCGAUAUCGCCUUAUGGGGGCAAACACUUUGUUCAACAAGACACAAUACUAGUUACAGCUCAAUAUCGUUUAGGUUCACUAGGGUUCUUAAGCACUGGACAAAGAGAUGCAUCUGGUAAUACUGGCAUUUUCGACCUUCGCGCCGCUAUGACGUGGAUAAAUGAUUACAUAGAAUUCUUUGGUGGUGAUCGCUCGCGAAUGGUUGUAAUGGGCCAAGGCACUGGUGGUAGAGCUGCAUCCCUCCUGGGCUUAUCGUCGGAGACUCCAAGGGAGGGUCGGGCAGCUACCGGCGUAGCUGCAUUGUCUGGGGCUCCUCUGUCACCAGGCGCCGUAAAAUCUGAUUCCAAGACGCAUGCGGAGGAACUAGCGAAACGCACUGGCUGUCCGCCAGAACCAGCUGAAAGACUAGUCAUGUGCCUCAGGAAAUUACCAUAUGAGAAGAUUAUUGAGGCUGACCAAAAAAUUACAAUGAGUAUGCCCGAUACACAAGCGUUUUUGGAAGAAAUAUCAGGAAGGUCAGGUUCGGGUGUGCGAGUGGAAGGUAAAGAGGAUUAUCGUGGUCUUCCUGGCUUCGUCCAAGAGGAUCCGGGUGUAGCUAUUAAGAAUAAGCGUCAAGUUGGUCCCAUGCUGACCGGCGUCACGUCCGCUGAAACAUCAAGAGCUGUUUUUGGAAAGUAUUCGAAAUUCCUCACUGACCAAUUGUCAGCUGUCCAAGACUUCAUAAAGAAGGAUAUAAUAGGAGGUCUCAAGAACACACUGCAAGAGGUGCAAGCGUUGAAUCCCCUCAAAUUGGCAGGAGUGCAAAGCAUCCUUCCACUACCUGACUACUAUCAGGUCUUGUUUGAUAAGUCACUGGACACCAUCGAUGGAUUAACUGAGAUAGCUGAAGCUACAGGUGACGCCCUCUUCAAUUUUCCGGCAUAUCAGAGUGUUCGUGAGUGGAAGGCAGGUGCUCCAGCUCUCAUGUACAGCUUCGAGCACGUAGGCAACCUGAGCAAAGGAUCGCAUUUCGUACCUGGCAUCGCUUUAACUCAGGAUGGAGAUGAGCCUUUAAAUAACAAACCGAAGAAAGCCAAGGGUCCAGCUCAUGGCGAUGAAUUGGCCUACCUGUUCGAGCCUUUGGACGAAAAUGGGAGGCCAUUAGGCGAAAAUGUCUCACAAACCGAUGCUAAAGUGCGACAAUCCUUCGUAGGGCUGUUUGCAAAAUUCGCGCGAAACUUAAAAGCGAAUAACACAAAGGACAACAAGAUUUUUAAUUUCCUACCAUUUUCCCUGUCACCUGACGGAGAACAGUACCUGAAGAUCGGGGAUAAAAUAACACUAGAUAAAAACUUCAGGUUCUGCCAAAUAGGUCUAUGGGGAAACAUGGCGGAUAGGCUGUCUGACGCUCUUUGUAAGAAUUUCUUCGGUGAUAUCCUCAAGAUACCUGCACUGUUGCAACCGAUUGCUGUUCAAGUAGACAAGACGGGAAAUAUUCCAAUCGUCAACCAGGGCUUGGGUAUUUUAACACAGAAACCAAUGGCUAAACAACCUCAAAGCUCUCCAUUCGGCUUAGGAAAUAUUAAUCCAUUUGGAAUAUAAUGUUUAUAAAAGUUAAGGGAAAUAAAAUUUUUUGCAAACU